AGUAAAGAUAUUCAAAAAACAAAAACAAAUACAUGAUUGGAAGUAUAUCUAAUUUCACUGCUUAUUGGAGAUAAUUGCUCUUUAUUGUGAUAAAUCCUUAUAAAUGAACUGAGAAACGAUAAUGAAUGACAAUGUCAACAUUUCUUUAUUAAAACAUAUUAGAAUAAAAACUUUGGUUUGACAAAACAUGAAUAAUUAAAAAAGCUGUGUGUGUGAGCAAGCAAGCACGUGUGUAGCAUACAUUUCAAUAGUGUAUGUAGUAAAACAACAAAUUAAUAAAAUACCUACUGACCUUUAAGAACAUGUUAGGCAUUAAUUCAUCAAUAUGUGUGUGAGCGUGAGAGAAAAAGCGAGUGAGUUUUUUCAUGAGUUAAAUGUGAGUCUUCAGUCCCAUGCGAUAGAUAUGCAGGGGCAUGUCACGAAAUCAGUGUGGCAACAUGCCCCGACCAGACUUCCAUGAGAAAUGACCCUGCCCUGAGCACAUAGCUUGACAAAGCCAUUCAAACUUAACAUGAAAUCAUAGUUGAACCUCGCCUUAUUGUGUCACACUGUGUAUUGUUUGUGGUUCCUUGUUGACCAAACAUUUAUUACAAAAAUAACAAGAUUUCAACAUUUUACAUUUGGGUAUGAAAAACACAAAAGUUGUCCUCAUCUCAGAGUGUUUUGACCUAGACUUUUGAAACCAAUAUAGGUAACCUGUAAUCAACAAGACAAACAUUUGUCUAAUUGGACUUUUGACACAAAACCCUGUGACAACAUGCCCGGUCUCUCCUACAAUAUUCUCCCUAUUAUAAUUCUAUGUACACUAACCUUCCAACAUUACCAUGGGUUGAUGAACCGAAYRUGGCAAUUUUCAGAAUUAAUCAAACCACAGUAAUCUUUCUUUCUUGCAUAAAGGCUCUCCAAACCUGUUUUUUAUGAUUCAUAAAUACUUUUCUAAACCUAGAUAAUCUACAAGAUCAGAGUAUUUUAAAAUCUACCAAUUGGGGGCUGAAACGGAAAUGAAUAUUCAUAUAUUUAGAAGGCUUUCAUUAAUCCAUGAUAUUCUGAACCCGUUUUCUCAAUAUAUUCUAGUCUGUCAACAAAUUUCUAACUAAAUGGUGCACCUUAUUAAAAGGGAUGGCUUAACAUAAAUGUACUGAAAACCCCAUUGAACGAAAACUGCGAGAAAAUCUGUUGGCCAGAGUAGGAGGGUUUUCAGUGGUUGAAUAAAAUGUAUUCAGAACGUUUAAGGUAGACCUGCAGAGCGCUUUACGCAACUAAAUAAGUUAAAUCUGAAUAAAUAUUGAGAAGUGCAUAGAAAAGGCGUGCGUAGGAAAGUCAUACAUUCCUAAAUAGGGAUCGGCCCCUUAAGCCCCUUAAUGACUAUGUGAAUGUUGUAACAGACUGCAGAGAACUUCAGACAGUAAUGGAGACAGAAAAUGUAAUAUCUCAUCUUGCCCGCUAGAAUUAAACUGAAAUACAUGUACUGAAUCAAGUCUUCUACAAUAAAAUAUGUAUUUGAGCUAAUGAACUAACCACCCUAUUAAUGACCAUAUACACAUGUAUUUUUUCAGGUUUAUUGGUUGAAGGGAAGGAGUUCCUCUUGGGGUAGUAAAACUACUGAAGAUGGGGAGACUGAUUUUGGGCGAUUUUAGGAUAAAUUCAUAUAAUUUGGUAUAUUAAUUUAAUUGUUCUGUUGUUAGUUCUUUAAUCCCUGUUUCAGAUAAUUAUAUUGUUACAAUUCAGAGGAGCAAACGUCCUCUAAAUACACCUAUUUCCUUUUAAUAUUACCUUGACACUCCCUCCCACAGUAGCCUCGACCAAUUAGAAAACAAUAUCGGACUUCUUGUGUGACUAAAGGUGUUUAAAAUAAUCCUAAAGCUGAUGGAAUGUUCAGCAGGUAUAAAUGCAAGAGUUCUAAGAGGAAGCAGUAGACUAGAAGGACCUGACAGAGACAGAGAUAGGAAGCUCUCAGGUUUUCACAUACAUCUCAAGAUAUCACUCUGGAAUGUUCUCAAUCCUGUUUGUUGCUGUGUUCUUGGCCAGCUGCUUGGCAAUGCCCAUAAAAGAACAGUACUCGUAUUCCUCUGCGGUGGGUCUGGGCAGUGGCACCCCAUUUGCUUCCUCCGGUGARGGACGCAUCACAGCGGUCAGAGUAUGGGAGAACAACAACGCCUACAUCAACGGGUUUCAGCUAAGAUAUGACUACACCUGGUCUUCAGUGUUUGGUCGCGAAGUGGGUGAAAAACAAGAGAUGGAGCUGUUGGAGGAUGAGGCCAUUGUCCAGGUGUCUGGGAAGUACAACCCAGGAGACUACGUAAACUACCUGGCGUUCACCACCAACAGGGGGCGCUCUCUGUCGGCCGGCCAGCCCUCCCAUAUCUCCUUCAACUUCUACCCAGCCCGUGUGGGCAGUGAGCUGAGGCUGCUCAGCGGCCGUUCCGACGGUGCUGGCAUCACCUCCAUCGGAGCCCACUGGGGAUUGAUGUACAUGGAAGAGGNUGUGGGCAGUGAGCUGAGGCUGCUCAGCGGCCGUUCCGACGGUGCUGGCAUCACCUCCAUCGGAGCCCACUGGGGAUUGAUGUACAUGGAAGAGGCUGGAAGCAGUACUUCCUCUUAA
This is a messenger RNA of Salvelinus sp. IW2-2015, 2602 nucleotides long. RefSeq names its product zymogen granule membrane protein 16-like. The record is from RefSeq and is a predicted model, not a curated record. Lineage: Eukaryota; Metazoa; Chordata; Actinopteri; Salmoniformes; Salmonidae.